This is a messenger RNA of Oryzias melastigma (Indian medaka), 9598 nucleotides long. RefSeq names its product jumonji domain containing 1Cb (gene jmjd1cb). Gene Ontology annotation, molecular function: chromatin DNA binding; histone H3K9 demethylase activity; transcription coregulator activity. Lineage: Eukaryota; Metazoa; Chordata; Actinopteri; Beloniformes; Adrianichthyidae. Gene Ontology annotation, cellular component: chromatin; histone deacetylase complex. The record is from RefSeq and is a predicted model, not a curated record. Gene Ontology annotation, biological process: regulation of transcription by RNA polymerase II. The coding region runs from base 359 to 8701 and encodes 2780 amino acids. The transcript has 30 exons.
GGAAAACGGGAGAAAAACACCGAUCCAAAUGGUUCUGUUCAGCGGAAGGAUACGGUCGUUCUGCGGUCUGGUAAUGCUUCGGGAUUGAGCGGAGAAGCACGCGCAUGGAUGGCAGCGGUGAUGCGGCUCCAGCGUUUUUUUAGGCUGGAAGGAAAGAGGCUGCCGCUCGAGCGGGUGGAGACUGCUCGGCGUUUAAAUCCCCCGGGCUGGUUUUUCACAUUUUACCAACUAAUUACUUUCUUUUUUUAAUUUUUCUUUGUGCCGCUGGAUUUUUUGUACUUUAAUGUCGCCAAUACCAGGUCUGUAAGGGCGUCGUUGUUGGGAAGUUUUUCACGGGGGGGUCGGCCAGCGUAGGGCCAUGGCAGUCGAGGCUCGGCCGGAGCUGGUCGGGAAGCGGUUCCUCUGUGUCGGCGGGGACGAGCCGCCUGAGCUGGGGAACCUCGCCCGGUGGCCGUGGAGGUCUGGGGUCAUACGGGCUGUGAACCACCGUGACGGCGACGAGCUGACGGUCUAUGUGGAAUUUGAUGACCAGGAGUGGGAGAAGAGAGAGUGGGUCAAGGUCUAUGAGGAUUUCCAGCUGUUUCUGUUGGAGCACCAGCUGGUCUGGGCCAAGAGGAAGGAGGGAGCCGCAGGAGGCGCAGGAGCAGGAGGCCUGCUGCCGGGAACCAAGGCCAAGCACAUACAGUGGCCGGCUCUGGCGUUUAAGCCGGUGGUGGGGAAGAACUUGCUGUCGUCAGUAACGGCGGUGGAAUUCUUGUUGGAUCGAAGACUGGACUUCCUGUCAGAGCAUUCAGCCUGCCAACCAUACCAGGAUGAGGUGGACAGUCAGAAUCCACUGUUCAGAGACAAUCCACAGCUCCAUGAAGAAGUGAAGAGCUGGCUCAAAGACCAGAAGGUGCAGGAAAUUUUUAUGCAAGGACCCUACUCCCUGAAUGGCUACCGAGUGCGAGUGUACAGACAGGAUUCAGCCACCCAGUGGUUCACGGGCAUCAUUACUCACCACGACCUUUUCAGCCGAAACAUGGUUGUCAUGAACGACCAGGUGCUAGAGCCUCAGAACGUGGAUCCAUCAAUGGUCCAGAUGACCUUCCUGGAUGACGUGGUCCAUUCUUUGCUGAAAGGAGAGAACAUCGGCAUCACGUCCAGACGAAGGUCGCGGUCCAGCCAGAACAGUAACACAGCCCAUAUGGCAGGAGGCCGACCCGGCGGAACCACUGGAAACUCUCAGAGUCAUUAUACACGAGCUCAAGCGAACAGCCCCCGCCCAGUGAUGACAUCAUCAGGACCCAACCCUAAAAGCUCCCCCCAGCAGCAAAGUCAGCCUCAGCAAGUCCAGCUGGCAGUCAACCAGUUGCAUCACUCCCCCAGUGGGCGCGAGCAGAGAGAGCCGCGCACCUCCCGCUCCUCCAGGAGGAAAGGUUCCGACAGCAGCGUCCCAGAGGAGGACAAGGAGGCGACGGGUCGAGAGUCCAAGGCCAAAGUGAAGCAGACGAUGAACAAACGCAGGAAAGGAGAAGAAGAUGAGAAGAAAGCAGGAUUAAAGAGGCUGAAGACUGAAGUGACCUCUGACCUGUCGGACUGCAGCGACUCUGAAAACCUCCACAACAAGAGAACCACUGACUCAUCCUGCUGCUCUUCCUCCUCCUCAUCCCUGUCAUCUUCGUCCUCUUCUUCCUCCUCCUCCUCAGAGGCAAACUCUGAGAAUGAACUAAAGAUGCGCAGCAGUGAUGAGGUACAAAGUACCAUUUCCCAAGUGGAGGAGGAGGAGGAGAAGCCAGGGGUGAAGGGACCUAAAAUGAAUGACUCCUCCUCUCUCGUUGGUCACUUAUCCCCGUGGGCAGACAUGGAGGCAGCAGAGAAGCUGAAGAAGAGUGUGCUAAAGGACUCAGUAAAAAUGAUGACAAAGGAGGAGGAAGAGCUGGUGGCAGUGACUCAGAUCACUCAGUCUCCUCUUCAGCAGUCGCAGCUGAUGGUGGAUAUGAGCCAGGGUGGAGCCAUGGAGAACAUCAAGAACACUGUGAAAGUUCCGGGUGGCGGCGUCAUUGACAUCACAGAUGAUGCCCAGGCCACCGUGCACAGAGAGAGCUCGGAGGCCGUGUCAGCGCUGCUGGCGUCCCAGAAGGCCGAGUCCACGGCCCUCUCGCCGUACCUCCCGCUCAACCCCUCUCCCGUGUCAUCGCCUCCUGUGCCCCCCGCCUCCUCUCCAUCAGAGGGGUGUCGCAGGACGGACGUGGAGUCGCACGUCAAGCAGCACGGCUUCAUGGGAGGCAGUGUCACGCCAGCCAAGAGCAGCAAAAUGGAGUUUGGUUCGUCUGAAGUCAUCAGAUCAGUCUCCUCCAUGAAUGACAGCUUGGCUGUAACGGAGAAGGAGAAAAACGUCCCCCCCCAUCCUCAACAGCAGCAUGAGCAGCAGUACACACCCACCCCCUCCAGCACAGCUCCAGCUUUUUCAGACGAGGCAAAAAAAUUACCCCCCUACAAAAUGAACUCAAGCGCCCCCACAGACUCGGUCAAAUCCAAAACCAGCCCCAGUCCAAACCCCAGCUCCUCCCAGUUUGAGUCCUUAAGGCAGAAGUCUCCCAGCUCCUCCCAGAACCAGCACCACACUGACUCGGCUGACGUUAAGGCCAAGCCCAGCCCCAGCAUGCUGGAUGUCUCCAAACCCAGACCCAACACAUCCCCGGACAUCUCCAAGCAUAAAAUAAUGAGGUACUCUGAGGCCUCCCCCCCACCCGCACGCCUACCCACCAAGGAAGAGCCAGCAGAACCUCAGAGGUCCAGUUUUAAGCCUGUAGUCAUGAGGUCGGAGGCGGGCGCAGUCACCACGGGCAGCAGCACCAAGAGCCCCCUAAUCAUCGACAAGAACGAGACCUUCACUGUUUACAGGGAUCCAGCACUGGUUCAGUCUGACGCCGAGACCUCCAUCUCUGCCAGCUCCUCCAAUCACGUGGCAGCCUACCUGCACCCCCACCUGCACCCCCUGCACCCCUCCUCACCCCACUCGCCCUGCCUAACCCCCGCAUCCCAUCCCCAUGCGACGUCGCACCUGCUGGCUCCUCCUCACUCUUCCGCCCUACCUCACCCCCACCUCCUGGCUUCUGGAAUGCUGCCGGCCAUGCCCCCUCCAGCCACAUCCCUCCUGGGGAGUCACGCUCGACUGGAGUCUCCGGGGAGUUUGGGGCACCUCGCCCUGGCUCACCCUGCAGCCACACACCAGCAGCAAUUCUUACAGGGUCACAGUGGGACGCCGGGGCUCAGCCUUUACCCCAUCCUGUGGCAGUAUCCUAACGGAACACCAGCGUCAUACCCCCCAGGACUCAACCUGCCUCCCACUCCUAAGUGGAUCCAUUCUGAAACUGCUGUGAACUCUGACGGCCCCCUCAGGAGGAACACCACCAGUCCUUGGCUGCACCAGGCUGCUAGUGACAGUCUGGGUUUGCUAAACCACAUUCCAGUCCGCCCCGCCAGCGCCGAUGCCCACCGCCCCCCAGUGAAGAUGACCACGCACUCGAGCCCUUCAAUGACGAAGGCCAGCAUGAGCAUUCAGAAAGAGACGCUGGCGCAGCUGAAACAGGACCAGGUGGACAGAAGUCGUACUCCAGCGGGUAAAGAUGUCCUCCAUCACCGUCUUUACCUGGAUCCUCACAGCAAAGCCCACCUGGCAAACCCACAGGAGGCAGUUCAGGGAGCGGACCGAGCCAUAAAAUACAAAGAGGAGAAUCGUCAGAUUCUGAAGGAAAGCAUCGAGGUCGCCCCCUUCACCGCCAAGAUCCAGCGCUCCAUGGACCCUGGGAUGGAGCGGAGCAGGGAUCCAGCUUUCCCGGUCCCGGUGCGAGCUCUCGCCUCCCAAAGCCCAAAGGCCAGCCUUACCCACCCAAACAUCAUCCACUCGGAGAAAAGCAACUACUUCACCACCCUGUCCAACAGCGUGGUGAACGAGCCUCCGAGACUCUAUCCCUCCAAGGAGAUGGGCCCUUACUACGAGAAGGUUUCUGCCGGGAUGGUGACCAGCGUUGGAGCUGUUGUGCAGAGUCAGGGAAUCCAGUCUCUGGGAAGCUACAGCUCCAAAGCCUCCCUCUCCAAACCGCCCCCCCUGAUAAAGCACCAGCCAGAGGGAGGAGAGGGUCUAGCAGGGAAAAUCACAGAACAGCUGAGUCAGCAGGUCACUCUGGUCCAACAGCAGCAUCACACAGGUGCAGACAGGUUAGAACGCUGCAGUCCUGCCAUUCCUUCUCCCUCCAACCACCACCACCAUCACCACCACCACCACCACCAGCAGCACCAGCUCAGGGCCAUGCCGUCUCUCUACCGGGCUCCAGUCUUCCACCCCCCCACACAGCAGGCGCUGGACUGCAAAGACGCUGUGGAGCGGGAGAAGGAGUGGGAGAAGGAGAGAGCUGGCUUCGCUGGACGUUUGUCUCCACCCACCCUCACACCCAUCCAGCCGGUCAGCCUGGCAAUGGCCGGUACCAAAACGCUGGUGGAGCAGCAGAAGCCCCCCACAUUGUUGCCUGAACUCAGGGACAUCAAAAGUCACAGGGUCAGUACUGCGGUGACCUCUGUGGCUCCGCCCACCAGCGGAGACGUGAUGGCAGAUGGGUGGAGAGGCAGAACAAUGACUCAGGGAAGGGACGCUCUGUUCCCCAGGGAGAAUGACGUAUCGCGGGGGAAGCCUCCGGCAGCAGUGGCCUCAGUCAUCGUGGGUCCAACGUCCACUAAGUACGACAGUCUUGUUGGUGCUAACAGAUCUGGUGCUAUCGUUCAUAAGGAGCCCCCCUCAGGGAGAUUCUACCCUUCCAAGCUGGAGGGGGAAUCUGUGAGGUUUGGAGAAAGUAGAAGAGAGCCUGGAGCUGGAAGGGUGAUCCAGCCUCUGCCCAACAUGGAGGACAAGUGCGCCCAAAGUAAGAACUCUUUCAUGCACGGACCUCUGAGUUCCACCAGCUCUCUGAGCAGGUCUGCUGUGGUAGUCUCAUCAGCUGUUGACGUGCAGAAUAAAACCUCAAAGUCAGCAUUUUCUCCUCGGGAUGAGGUCAAAGCUGGUGUUGGAGGCUGGGCGCUCAGCCAGUCGGCUGCAGAUAAAGAGCGAGAGAACCAUGUGGCGAUUGACUCCCAUGCUAGAUUUUCAGGUUUGUCUUUGCCUCAAACCAAUUCCACAGGAGCCUCCCUCCCCAGCCAAAGCCCCGCCCUGCCGUCGUACUCUGUUUCUGGCUCUCCUCAGCAGUUCUCCUCCUCGUUCAUCCACUUGAAGAAGCACAAAGCAGCUCUGGCUGCAGCCCAGUCAAGAACCAGCCUCCCGACUGCUCCUUCAUCUGCAACAACGGGAAGCCCCACCCUGUCUGAGUCAUCUGACAAGACUCCAAACCACAGUUCCACUCCUCCACCCUCCUCUAGUCAGGGCUCUUCCUCCUCCGUUGAAAGCAGCAGUAGCGGCUCUGCGGCCGGCCGCACGACUCCAGGCAAGUCCAGCCCCGUCCCCAACGGGCAGUCGACAGGGCUGGCUGCAGCUGGCUGUGGACAGCCCAUCAACUACCACAAGCUGAAGAAAGCCUGGUUGACUCGCCACUCGGAGGAGGACAAGAACACAACCGCCACUACAAGCUCCACCACUACCAAAGCAGAGAAGCUGUUCACCACUACAACCAGCUCCUGCAGCACCACAGCCAUGUCUGACAUGAUCAGACCCUGCACCGUCAACCUGAGCGCAUCCACCUCCAACGACGUGGACAUCAGCAAGGAGAGUGGCAGCAAAGUGGAGAGAGACCGGCAGGUGGAGGAGAAGAGCGCUGGAGCUGGUGGGGAGGAGAGGAAGUCCUGUCCACCGUCGAGGCGAGGCCACAAGCGUUCGUAUGACUCCGGCUCGGAAACCGCAGGAGACGACUCGGACGGCAGUGAGAGCAAGAUGGAGGGCAGGGCCAAACGCCAACCCAAACCAACGUACAAGAAAAAGCAGAACGACAUGGCCAGGAGGAAAGGAGACGACAAGGAGGACGAUGACCUCAAGCCCAACGGGAUCUUCAGAUCAGCCCGCGAGAAGACGAAGCUCAAACUGGCCAGCAGCAAUGGGAUCCCCCGCUCCGUGCUGAAGGACUGGAGGAAGGUCAAGAAGCUGAAGCAGACCGGAGAGUCGUUUCUGCAAGACGACUCCUGUUCAGAAAUCGGACCCAACCUCCAGAAGUGCCGGGAGUGCCGGGUGGUCCGCAGCAAGAAGGGGGAGGAGCCAGCGCACUCGCCUGUCUUCUGUCGCUUUUACUAUUUCAGACGGCUGUCCUUCAGUAAGAACGGAGUCAUCCGGAUGGACGGCUUCUCCGCUCCAGACCAGUUUGAUGAUGAGGCUCUGGCCCUGUGGGUCCCCGGAGCGGUGGAAGACCCCCACCUGGAUAAAACCACCGCCAAGUACAUCCUGGGCUUCAUCGGGGACAAGUUCUGUCAGAUGGUGAUGACUGAAAACACUGCAGCCAGCUGGGUCAAGAAGGACGCCAAGAUGGCGUGGAAGCGAGCCGUGAGGGGGGUGAGGGAGAUGUGUGAUGCAUGUGAAGCGACGCUCUUCAACAUCCACUGGGUCUGUCAGAAGUGUGGGUUUGUCGUCUGCUUGGACUGCUACAAGGCCAAGGAGAGAAAGAGUUCCAAGGAUAAAGAACUUUACGUUUGGCUGAAGUGUGUCAAAGGUCAGCCCCACGAUCACAAGCACCUCAUGCCCACUCAGAUCAUACCUGGCACAGCGCUGACAGAGCUGGUGACCUCCAUGCACUUCCUCAGAGACAAACACAACAUCAAGUCGUACUGUUCCUGCGCCAGCAAGCAGAACGCCCUCAACAAGCUGCCCGUCACUAACGGAGUCUCACAGGUUCUCCAGAAUGUUCUGAACCACAGUAACAAGCUGUCCCUGGUGAAGGCCGAACAAGGCUCCCUUCAGAACUCCGAACACGGAGGGAUCAAGGCGGAGACCAACGGGUCGGGGGGAGGGGGCAGCAGUCCAGGGAGCGACGCGGGGCGGGGCGCCUCCGUCACCCCGCCGGAGUCUCAGUCCCCCCUGCACUUCCUGGCUGAUCUGGCGGAGCAGAAAUCCAGGGAGGAAAAGAAGGAGAACAACGAGUCGGUGCUGCUGGGGAAAGCUCUGAAGGAGGAUAAAGACGGGGACGCCCUGGAGGUGCUGCAGCAGUGUAAGACCUCCUCACUGGUGGGCAGCGGCGCCGAGCAGGGCUCCACGCUUCGGGAUCUGCUCACCACCACGGCGGGGAAGCUGAAGCUGGGCUCCACGGAUGCAGGAAUCGCCUUCGCACCGGUCUACUCCACGGCCUCACAGACUGGAAAGGGGGGCCAGGCCAUGCCCAACAUCCUGGAUGACAUCAUCGCUUCGGUGGUGGAGAACAAAAUCCCGGCCAGCCGCCAGAGCAUCACCAAGCUGUCCAUCAAGCAGGAGCAGAUCACCAUGGUAACCAACUCCUGCCCCGCCGCCGCCACGGACGACGCCAAAGCAGACAGGAAGAAGCCGGCGCCUCCAGCAGCAUCAACGCCAGAGGACUCGACCAAUCAGUACCCGGGCAUUCCCCACAGCUGGCUGAGCAACCGGCGGCUGCUGUGGCUGCGAGACCACCGCAACCAGAACAACUGGAAGCUGUUCAGAGAGUGCUGGAAGAAGGGACAGCCGGUCCUGGUGUCGGGGAUCCACAAAAGACUGAACGCCAGCCUGUGGAAGGCCGACUCCUUCAACCAGGAGUUUGCAGACCACCAGGGAGACCUCCUCAACUGCAAAGACCAGGUCGUGUCAAAUUCUGGCAUCAAGGAGUUCUGGGAUGGAUUUGAGGAUCUCACCAAGCGGCCAAAGUCCAAGGAUGGAGAGUCCAUGGUGUACAGACUGAAGGACUGGCCGUCCGGAGAGGAGUUCAUGGCCCUCAUGCCCUCACGGUAUGACGACCUGAUGAAGAACCUCCCCCUUCCAGAGUAUUCUGACCCUGAAGGGGCCCUCAACCUGGCCUCUCAUCUGCCUUCUUUCUUCGUGCGUCCAGACCUGGGGCCGAGGCUCUGCUGCGCAUACGGUGUAGCUGCCUCUCAGGAGCAGGACUUUGGGACCGCCAACCUCCACCUGGAAGUCUCUGACGUGGUCUCGGUUCUGGUCUACGUUGGAGUAGCCAAAGGCAAUGGAGUCCUGUCCAAAACUGGAGUCCUGAAGAGACUUGAAGAGGAGGACCUGGACGAAGGAGUCCGAAAGAGACUGAAAGACUCGAGUGAAACUCCAGGAGCGCUGUGGCACAUCUACCUCAACAAGGACGUCGACAAAGUCCGAGAGUUCCUUCACAAGCUCAGCAAGGAGCAGGGAGCAGACACGCCCCCGGACCAGGACCCAAUCAGAGAGCAGGCCUGGUACCUGAGCAGGAAGCAGCGCCAGCGGCUGCUGGACGAGCACGGAGUCCACGGCUGGACCAUCGUUCAGUUCCUCGGAGACUCUGUCCUCGUACCUGCAGGGGCCAUGCACCAGAUCCAGAACCUUCACAGCUGUGUUCAGGUCAUCAAUGACUUUGUGUCCCCCGAGCAUGUCGUCAAGUCCUUCCAACUGACCCAGGAGCUCCGACCCAACAAAGAAGAGGUCAACUAUGAGGACAAGCUGCAGGUGAAGAACAUCCUGUACCACUGUGUGAAGGAGGCAGUGAGCUCUCUGAAGAGGAGCAGCUCGGACAAAGACGCUGAGGAUCAGGGGUCAUGACCCCCGCUUAGCCCCGCCCAGCAGACGCAGCAGCUCCUCACAUGCAGCAGGCGGUCAGCAGGAGUCCUGACUGUGAGACGCCGGCUGUCUGUAGCCCCUCCCUCUCACCUGUGGGUGCUCCCAGCGCAGCAUCCUCGGCGCAGACCCUCAAAGGGAAGAUCUGGCUGAUCCCAGCAGCAUCACCAGCAGCAGCAUCAGGAUCCAAACCGACAUCUGUGAUGUUAUAAACAGUACAAAUAUCUACGGGGGGGCAGACCUCUGAGAGGCUGUUCUGUUCACUCCCUCUGUCCUCGUCCUCUUUUGUUCCUGUCGUGGUUCUGUUGGGUUUUUGCAUCGUUUCCCUCCCUCUGUGCAGAUGUAUUUAUUUUUUGUGAUUACAAACGUAUUGAUGAGUAUUCAUGUAAAUGUGAGCUGUACAGUCGUUCCUGUUGUUACUGUGAUGGAGAACACACACACACACACACACCAGCUGAUGCCUGUACGGUUGGAAAUGCUCCACAGUCCUCAUGCCAUAAAGCCAGUUUCUGCAGCAGAACUGCCAAACCGUACCACCACUUUGUACAUUUGUAUGAUGUAAAGAAGCAGACGCUUUACACCGAUUCACAGCAUUUUAUGGAAAACUGAUUGCUGUAAAAUUUGCAACAUUUACAGAAAAGAUGUAAUUUAUUUAAGUAAAGAAUUGUCUUACUUUUGUUAAGAUUUACUAUUGUGAACUUUUGAAGUAAAUGGUUAAAAUGAAAAAGUGAAUUAUGAAGUGUAAAUAUAUACAUAUAUACAUUAACCAAGGUAUUUUUUUAAAACAUGGCUUGCUUCAGUUUUAAAUUUUAAAGUGUUACAUGCUUUGUACAUUGAAGUUCUAAAAGGUUUUACAUUUUCCAUUAAAAUGGAUUUAUCAGA